Messenger RNA from Salmo salar (Atlantic salmon), 2182 nucleotides. RefSeq names its product protein phosphatase 2C-like domain-containing protein 1. Gene Ontology annotation, molecular function: protein serine/threonine phosphatase activity. Gene Ontology annotation, biological process: protein dephosphorylation. NCBI's taxonomy places the organism in Eukaryota, Metazoa, Chordata, Actinopteri, Salmoniformes, Salmonidae. The record is from RefSeq and is a predicted model, not a curated record.
GAGCCGCUUCAGCGUCAGCGUCCAGUGUGUGGACUUUGUCCAACUUCAGCGCAUGGCAGAAUACAGCGUCACCACGCACACAGUGAGCAACCCGUUAAUCCGUGCUGUGGCAGUGUGUGAGGAGAGAAACUCCACAUGGAAAAAGAACAUGGAGGAUGUGACCGUUUUUCAUGAGGGGUAUGGAGGCAAAGAGGGGGCCAGCUUUUUCGGGGUCUUUGACGGGUUUCACGGACAAAUUUCUGCAGUUACGGCAUCUAGGGAGAUGCCCGUUUUAGUCCUGGAGCAACUCUCCAAACAGGACCCCUUGCUCUCCUUGGAGAAGGACCAGGUGAAGCUACUGUCACGCUUUGAGGCCCUGUUCCAGAAAGACUACAACAGACCUUACCCAGGCCAGGCCCAGAACAUUGAACUAGGCCUAGGCCCUGAGCAGCUGGAGAAUCUGACCAAAGUGGAACAGGUGAACCUAGCCUUCACCACAGCCUUCUGGAAGAUGGACCGGGUCCUGGGGCUUGGCAAGAACGAGACCUCCAAGAUCCGCUGGAGUGGCUGCACAGCGCUCCUCUGCCUGAUCGACAGUGGGCUGCCCUCCUCAGAUGGGAAGGAGCAGGGAACAGGACAGGAGAAUAAUACACCAACCCCCUCACAGGAGUUACAGGGUGGAAGAAUUCUCAUUGCUAACUGUGGUAACGUCCAUGCAGUGCUGUACAAACAAGGCAGGGGCUUCCGUCUGACCAAAGACCACAGCACGUCCAACCCUAAGGAGCGCAAACGCAUCCUCCAGUCCGGAGGGGCAAUCAGCGUCAACAAACAGCACGGUUUGGUGGAGGGGCUGACCAAGGCCACCCGAGGGCUUGGUCAUUAUGGCGAUCGCAAGCUGAAGAAGUCAGUCAUCCCUGUGCCUUACUCUGUGUCGCUACCUACGGACCCAUCCUUCCAGCUGCUGGUCCUAGCGUCCAGUGGCCUCUGGGAAGUCUUGGAUGAGCAUGCAGUGGCUGAGAGAGUUCUGACUGUCAUUGAGUUGACUCAACAGAAAUUCAUAUUGAAGACCCUGUGCCUUAUGCAAACUGUUGAGGAUUCACUCAUUUCAGAUUCUCAAAGUUGCAUACAGUCAAGACCAGGGUCAUCUAUUUUUGAUAGUGUAGAACCUUCCAGUGUCAAGGAUGAGGACAACCCACCAGAGUUGGACAUGCCAGAGCCUCUGGGGGUACAAGCUAGAGAUAUGCAGAAUGCAGAGGAAACAGAGAGACAUCAAUCCUCAGUCCUGCAGCAGGAGAGUGAGGUGAAUGUGAAGGGAACUAUGGCUGACAGUCUGAAGAAUCUCAGCUUGGACUACGAGCACCUUGCAGCUGACAUUUGUAGAGAGCUAGUGGACACAGCAUUGGUCUCAGGUUCAAGGGAAAACAUUUCAGUCAUAGUCAUACUUCUUCAUGGAUUGGAUGUGCUCAGAGAAAACACUCUCAAAGGAGAGUUGACAAAGCAAACCAAUACCAUGUAAUUAUAACUUCAGGACAAUUUUUCAAGUUUUGCCAAGAAUGAACAGCUCUUGCAAUUCUUGUGAUAUUGUAUACCUAAUUUAUUGAAUUUAGUGACUUGUACCCUGACACUCAAACUGAUCAGUCCUUCUUCACUAGUCAUGUUUUACAUUGUUAAAUCCACCUGGCUUCAGAAAGAAGUCAGUUAGUGCCACUAUCGGUUGUUUGAGGCAAUAGGAUAGCAAGUCCGACACAGUGCAUCAGUUUUAUAAAAUGUAAUGGCCAGUCAUUAAUUCAAAUAUAGCCAACAAUUGUGCAAUGCAAUAAGAGUCCUCUGAAAUAUGAACACACCAUUUUGAGAAAAGUAACAAGACACAGGGGAGUUGCAAUUGAAUUGUUAAUAACACUACAUAUUUAAAAAGACCACCAUUGAUUAGCAUUUGACCAGUUUGUGACAAGGUAACAAACCCAUAGCUGACCUAGACCUACAUUGGUGUACUGUACAAUUGUUCGAAAUCUCUAGACAUUUUCCUGACAAGCUUAUGCUCUCCAAGAUGUAUUGGUAGAAGACAACAUUGCAACAUCCUAUAUAACAGUAGAGUAAUAUUCCACAGACCGAUGAUAGGUAAUAGUCAAGACUUAUGUUGGUGCAUGUUUUGAGGCCUAAUUUUAAACACCACUAAUUCUGACAAGUUGAUAGCUGAACAAUA